Molecule: messenger RNA, 1192 nt
Organism: Cottoperca gobio
Lineage: Eukaryota; Metazoa; Chordata; Actinopteri; Perciformes; Bovichtidae
Gene: thap4
Product: THAP domain containing 4
Exons: 5
Coding region: 132-641 (169 amino acids)
Source: RefSeq, a predicted model, not a curated record
UCCCUGCAGUGAUGGCCGUAUAUAAAAGUGACUAGAACAACACUGCCGCAGUGUAUUUAAUGACAUUAUAGAGCAUCUUUGCUUGUACUUCUGCCUGACUUAUACUCGCUUGACUGCAGUUUGCUUUAUAAAUGGCGUGUCCUCUAAAUCACACAGCGGAGUUAAACCAAGCCCUCCUCCCUCUCGACUGGCUUCUGGGUACCUGGGAGUCGGAUGAACCCGGAGAGGGCUGUUUUGCCUCCAUAAAACCUUUCCACUACACAGAGACACUGAACUUCAGCCAUGUGGGACAACCAGUCAUCAAUUUCAUGUUCAAUGCCUUCCAUGCAGACACCCGGAAGCCUCUGCACAGGGAGUGUGGCUUCAUUCGAAUGCAGCCGGGAGCCAACAGAGUGGCGUUCAUCAUCGCACAGAACUCAGGUCUGGUGGAGAUUGAGGAGGGAGAACUGACAGCGCAGCAGCUGAACCUGCAGAGCCAGGCGCUGGCCAGAGUCUCCUUCGCCAGAGAGCCGCAUGUACAGAAGAUUUCCCGAGUGAUUCAGCUCCGACCAGAUGGGAGGCUGGAGCAGACAGUUUCCAUGGCAACAGACAACCAGCCACUGAUGCAGCACUUGCACAUCACCUACCGUCGGUCAUCUUGACCCAACGGGCUGCCAGGCCUGUUUUACAUAGAAAUACUUAAUCGGUUAAGUCAGAUAAUCAUAUAAACAGUUUGGGUUGUUGAGUUCAUUGCCAUCACCUGGAGAACAGGUCUGAAACUCCACAGGGAAGCUUUAAUAUAAAAAAUUAAAAUGUUAUAUUGCACUUAAUGGCCUUGGUUGAGUAUGGGUGCUUGUGUUAUAUUAAUAUUUAUUGACUGGAUAUUUAAUCUUGGAGCUGUAACGCUUAUAAAGCACCGAUGCAUUUAUGUUACGUACUGUGUCCUCUUGUCUUAACUUUCAUUGCACUAUUUUUAGAUUGAAAGCUAAAGUAACUGCUGUCCUUCUGGAGUCACUGAGAAGUAUUUUAAGUGUACAAUUCAGAGUCACACAGAGUUGUUCUUCUACUGGGUGUUAUUUGUGGUUAUGGUUUAAGACCGUAAACAUUACAUUAAAGUCAUUUCAUGUGUUUCAGUUUGGUUUGUCUUGACAUGUAACAUAUAGAUGUUCCUAUAUCGGCUGCACUAAAAUAAAUUAAAGUUAUUUAAACUAUU